Messenger RNA from Punica granatum (pomegranate), 4053 nucleotides. The record is from RefSeq and is a predicted model, not a curated record. Lineage: Eukaryota; Viridiplantae; Streptophyta; Magnoliopsida; Myrtales; Lythraceae.
CAGUUGGAUCGGGUCUCUCUAUCUAACUUCUCUCUCUCUCUCUCUUCCUCACUCUCUCUUUCUCUCUCUGAAAGUUAAAUCUCGACCGCGAACGAAGCUUUUUUUCGCUUUGGGGCUGUUUUUGCCGCUCUCUCCACGUUCCCGCUGCAAAAUUCCUGCCCACGUUCAAAACCCUAUCCCGGAAUUGGCCCUUCCCCCUCUCUCUCCGGAGCCGAAGAAUUCGACCAGUCCUCCGUUCUCGUCGCGCUUCUCGGAUCCGCGGGGUUGCUAAUUCCGUCCCCAGCCGCUUCGUACCGGCGUUUGGAUCUCGGAACAACUGAUUUACGUCCAGAUUCGAGCUGUCCGCUUAGAUUUGGUGUGAUUUUUUAUGUGUGGAGGCACCGCGGAGGUAGUUUCCGUCGAUUGCUUAGUGGUUAAGCCAAUGCUUUCCGUUUCAGGGACGGUUUAAUUGCCUUCCUGUUCUGAUAUGGCGGUUGGUUAUUUUUAUUUUAGGGUUUUUUUUUGAAUGUUGGACGGAUGAGAAGGUUGCAGUAUCGACUUUCCGAAGCCAUUUCUUCACUUCCCGGCUCUGCUAAUUCUGUUCGUUCUGCGUCAACCUGACCGGUUCCACGAGAAAUACAGUUAUAACGAGCUCUUGUUCAAUCUUUGAGCUAGUUCUUUAUUGUUUCGACGGUUGAAUGCUGUCGAGCUUUGUUCUUGAUCUGAAUUGUCGAAGAACUCGAUUUGGAUGGGAGAAGUGGAAGUCUGUACGGAUGCCCCGUCGGAGACCCCCUGCCUGAGGAGUGAAUUGAAGCGCGACCGCCAAUGCAUAGAGGAUGACACCGAAACUUAUCCAGUACUGGUUAAAAAGCACGCGGUAGAAGCUUCACACGAGGACAUACGCUCUGAAGUUUCGAAUCCGAUUGCAUCACCGAAAGAGACCACCUCAACCUUUCAGGAUAUCACUAGCCAACCGGUUCAAGUGGCGGGUGCCCACCAGGGAGGGUGCAGCGAUGAAACGUCUAAAAUUUCAGGUGAUUCCGGUUCAGAACAGACUUUGAGCAAUGAAGAGAAUGGUGGGAAUUGUGCAGAAUUGACCGGCAAAGGCUCACCUCCUACAGUUAAAGUUUCAGGUAAUUCAGGUUCCCAUGAUACUUUCAACCAUGAAGAGAACGGUGGAAGUUAUGCAGAGUCAAGUGACAAGGGAUUACCAGGUUCAGUUAAAGUUUCAGCUAGUUCAGAUUCAGAAGCGACUUUGAGCAAUGACGAUAAUGGUGGAAAUUACGUGGAGGGUGGCAAGAGCUCACCUGGUUCAGUUAAAGUUUCAGCUCACUCAGGUUCAGAAGAGACUCUGAGCAGCGAGGAGAAUGCUGGAAAUUAUGGAGAGUCAAGUGGCAAAGCCUCACUCGGUUCUGUUACAAAGUCUUGUGUUGUGUUGGAGAUUCCUCAGCAUGCUAGUACCACUGGGGUUAGGAAAAUUACGUUCAGAUUUAGCAAAAGAAAGGAUUUGGAUUCUCAGCCUGCAAUUACCGGUGCAGGUAGCAACGUGCCCUAUAGAAAUUCUGAGGAAGAGCAAGAGCAGGACUUCUUGACAUCAGUUGGAACAAGUCCAGGGGCUUAUAUGAGUACUCAUGGUAUAGGGCAUCCUCUAAUUGGCAACUUUCAUCCUUGUGCUCCUAAUAUGGAACUCAAGAUGUCUAAAAAGGUGGUUCCCCAGGGCUUUCCUACAAAUGUUAAAAAGUUGCUAUCCACUGGCAUCCUUGAUGGAGCUCGAGUGAAGUAUGUUCCUCUGGGGCCGGAGAGGGGCCUAGAAGGAAUAAUCAGUGGUGGUGGAUAUCUCUGCGGGUGUUCCUCGUGCAAUUUUUCAAGAGUUGUCAGUGCCUAUGAGUUUGAGCAGCAUGCUGGUUUCAAAACAAGGCAUCCGAACAAUCACAUCUACUUGGAGAAUGGGAAGCCUAUUUAUAAUAUCAUUCAAGAAGUAAAGACUGCUCCUCUCUGCUUGCUGGAUGAAGUGAUCAGAGAUAUAGCUGGUUCAGCAAUCAAUGAGGAUUUCUUUCAGAUCUGGAAAGGCAAUCUUCAACAAAGUAACACCAAAAAUGAUGCAGGCAAAAAGAAUGGCUGUGCGCUGCCCAAGUUGUAUCAUUCACGUCCUAGUCAGAAGUCGGAAGAAAGUGAUAUUCCUACAUCUUAUUACCCUGUGGAGACUACCCCUGUCAAGUUUGUGGAGAUGCUGGCAAAGCAGAAACGCGCUGUAAAGAAGCCAGUUUCAUGCAUCUAUGCUAAGCAGCUGAAAAAAUCUGCUGAAGGUGGUAGGAAAAGGGAUAAUGACCUGCACAAGUUACUUUUCAUGCCAAAUGGACUUCCAGAUGGGGCUGAACUUGCUUACUUUGUUAAGGGGCAGAGACUACUUAGUGGAUACAAGCAGGGAGGCGGAAUUGUUUGUGGUUGCUGCGACAGAGAGAUUAGUCCAUCACAGUUUGAAGCUCAUGCUGGAAUGGCUGCUAGACGUCAACCGUAUCGUCACAUCUACACUUCAUCUGGACUCACACUCCAUGAUAUAGCUACGUCUCUGGCAAAUGGACAGAGUCUUACUACUGGUGGUAGUGAUGAUAUGUGUACAGUCUGCGGAGAGGGAGGAGAUUUGAUCCUCUGUAUUGGGUGUCCACGGGCUUUUCAUGCAGCUUGUUUGGGCAUGCAUUCCCGUCCAGAGAGCGACUGGUGCUGCUCAAAUUGUAGAGAUAAGGUAGUCCCCGGUAGAAAAAUGAUAUCCGGAGAUUCAGCUUUAGCAAGGCCAAUUAUGAUUCGAUUGACGCGUGUUGUCAGAGAGCCCGAAAAUGAAAUUGGUGGUUGUGCCAUUUGCAGAGCCCAUGAUUUCAGUGUUGGUAAUUUUGAUGAGAGGACCGUUAUGAUAUGUGACCAAUGCGAAAAGGAGUUCCAUGUUGGAUGCAUGCGUGAAUCUGGACUAUGUGACUUAACAGAACUUCCCAGAGAUAAGUGGUUUUGCUGUGACGACUGCAACAACAUCCACGUGGGACUGCAGAGUUCGGUUUUGAUUGGAUUGAAAAAUGUUCCAGCUUUAGCAUUGGAUUCAAUAAAUAGAAAGGUAAUGGACAAAGAACUCCUGCUUGAUGGGGGGGUUGAUGGUGUGCAGUGGCAAAUUUUGAAUGGAAAAAGUCGGCGCCCUGAGCAUCUACCCUUGCUCUCAAGUGCCACUGGAAUCUUUCGGGAGUGCUUUGAUCCAAUUGUUGCAACAUCAGGGCGUGAUCUGAUACCUCUUAUGGUCUAUGGGAGAAAUAUCUCAGGGCAAGAAUUUGGGGGAAUGUAUUGCAUUGUCCUAACUGUGAAGGGGGUGGUUGUAUCGGCCGGGCUUCUCAGGACUUUUGGCAAGGGGGUUGCAGAGCUUCCUUUGGUUGCUACGGCUAGAGAGCAUCAAGGGAAGGGUUACUUCCACGCACUAUUCUCUUGCAUCGAGGAGGAUCUGCUGUGUAAAAUGAAUGUCGAAAAGAUCGUGCUCCCUGCAGCUGAGGAAGCUGAAUCGAUGUGGACAAAGAAAUUUGGUUUUAGAAAGGUCACCGAGGAGCAAGUAAAGAAGUACAUGCGGGAGGUUCAGCUGACCAUAUUCAAGGGAACAUCGAUUCUGGAGAAAGAAGUGCAGCCGAUUAAAGCCUAAAAUCUCAUUGUCUAUACCAUGGAUCCAGAUACGGAGUUGUCUCUCGCUCUGUUUUUUUUUUUUUUUUUUGCCUUUUUGAUGUAAUGCGGGAUUCCGUUUUUUUACUGAUCUCCGGAAUGGUAGUAGUAGUAGUAGUAGUUAGUGCAGUGAGUUAGCAGCAGUUAAUCAAUCUCUGAUUGGAUGAAUAGAAGCCGUGUUUUCUAUAGACUUAGAAAUAGGUGGUUAGGGGCGACUGACUUGUGUAUUUGAAAGUUAAAAAUGUAUUAAAAGGGAAAAAAAAUAGGAAAAGAAAAAGGAAACUUUGUGCAUGCCGACUUUUAGAUAAGCAUGCAUUUUUUCAUUUCUCGACUGUAAUCGACUCUGCCUAAUCCUUAGCGAUAAUGACAUUCUUUUAUUGUGCGCCA